UUUUAUUUACAAUACCUUUAAUAUAUUGAAAAUAUUAAUCACACGAAUCAAAAGCGGAACUUACAUCCAAUACGUACUGAUCAGCACUAGCAGUCUUGUUGUCGUCGUCGAAGUGAACACGUGAGGGCGAAAUACAGCGGCCGCCGCCAACGAAUGUUUACUUAGCGGGUCAAUCAGCAGACAGACAGAGUACAAGUAGCUUCGCUUUAGUUAACUUAAAUAGCGCAUGCUUUAUGCGAAUAAGCUUAAUUGAGAAUAUAAUAAUAAUUUCAUGCUCACACAACGCAACGCGUACUCAGUUGAGUAAUAGGCAAUCGGCACUUGCAAUAAACAUUUUGAGUUAUAACAUUGAAUAACAGUCAGUGAAGUAAGACGUACACGCGCGGAACUAUGCGCCAAAUAUCAACUGAAGCACGAAUUGUACAAAAUUAUUUUUUCAAUUGCUAAACAAAAAAAAAAAACAAAAAACAAAAAUAAAAUAAAUAAAUAUUAAAAAAUAAAAAAAUAAAUGAUUAAAAAAUAAAUAAAUAAAAAGAACAUUACAAAAGCUUUAAAAAUACUAAAUUUAUUAUAUACAAGAAAAUUAAAUAAAAUUUAUUAAGAAAAAUGGAGCUCUACACAUCAGACAGCAGCGACACUGACUCACGCGAGCAAAAAACACUGGAUUAUGGACGUAUGAACCUCAGCGUAAUCACACUGGACGACGAUUUGCAUGCAAAGAAAGCGCUCACAACACACAAGAACUUCGAGACGUUGCUGCUGAAUCAUAACCGACUCAUACAACUGCCGCCAGCACUGACUAAAUUCGUCAAUUUGAAAAUACUGGAUUUGAGCUCCAAUUGCUUGACACAAUUGCCCGAGGCUAUUUGCAAUUUACCGUUAGUCACAUUGAUAGCCAAAAAUAACAAUUUGUCCAACAAAUCAUUGCCAAAAUCGUUUAUGAUGCGCAACUCAGUCUUGAAGGAGCUGAAUUUGAGCGGCAAUCAGCUGACGCACUUUCCCGAACAGGUGCUAGAGUUGCGGCAGUUACGCUACUUCUACGCUGGCGCAAAUAGGAUAACAGCAAUUUCGAAGGAUAUAUGGAAAAUGCAAAGCUUGCAGGUACUCUCGCUAGGCGGCAAUCAAAUCAUCGAUGUGCCCGACUCCGUGGGUAUGCUCAGCCAAUUGCAGGCGCUCGUGCUGUGCGACAAUCUCAUUGAGAAUUUACCAACCAGCAUAGCGCAUUUGAAUAGCCUGAAGUCAUUGUUGUUGCACAAAAAUCGCCUACGGCACUUGCCAAAAGAUAUUAUCGCUUUGAGAAAUUUAACAGAGUUGAGCUUGCGCGAUAACCCUUUGGUGGUGCGUUUCGUGCAAGAUAUCGCUAUGAAGCCGCCCACACUGAUGGAGUUCGCUGCGCGUGUCGUCAAGUGUACCGGCAUACCGUACGGUCCGGGCAUUGUGCCGCGCACGGUCAAUGAUUAUCUGCAAAGCGCCAAUUGUUGUGUAAAUCCCAAUUGCAAGGGUGUAUUCUUCGACAAUCGCGUGGAGCAUAUCAAAUUUGUGGACUUCUGUGGCAAAUAUCGUGUACCGUUAUUGCAUUAUUUAUGCUCUUCCAAAUGCAUUGAGCCAGAGCCAGAGCUGCCACAAACGAGCGGUGCCAACGGUUAUAUGAUGCGUAAGGUGUUGCUCGGCUGAUUGGGAGUACUGGGAGCGGUCAACAUUAUUGACGGAUACUAGAAUUACUUGUUGGUUUUUAAUUGGAAUUUGAAAAAAAAAUUACCAACAGAGCUUUUGGAAAAUUCGGUUUUUUUGAAAAUCUAAAUUAUUUGAAUAGUCUGCUAUUUGAUGGUAUUUUUUUUUUGUAUUUUACGUUAUUGCCAUGAAAUAAGCGGUCUGAAUAAGCGAGUCUGUGAAAAAUGUUUGAAUAAUGCUGCGCAUUUUUAUAUAUACACAUACAUAUGUACAUACAAAAUAAUACAAAGAAUAUUUGAAAAAUUGUAUAUUUAUAAAAGAUUUAAUAAAAUGUGCAUUGAUUGCAUAGAACUGAACUAUUAAGGCCUAACAUAACAUACGUGGGGUCGUUCCCACGACAGUCGGGUCUACGUAACCGAUCCGGAUUUUUAUCCGGCCAGGACAGAAAUCAUGUGUAAUUAUUUUCUAUAAAACAAACAAUAAAAGUAAACGGUGAAUAUACUAGCUGUAUUCUAAAAAUAA
Bactrocera oleae (olive fruit fly) is the source of this 2193-nucleotide messenger RNA. RefSeq names its product leucine-rich repeat-containing protein 58. NCBI's taxonomy places the organism in Eukaryota, Metazoa, Arthropoda, Insecta, Diptera, Tephritidae. Gene Ontology annotation, molecular function: protein binding. The record is from RefSeq and is a predicted model, not a curated record. Gene Ontology annotation, biological process: signal transduction.